UAAGUAAUAUUACUUAAACGUUAUAUUAAUAUAAUAUUAAUAUUUGUACUUGAUGAUUGUAAAAUGGCCUUUAUUAUUACCGCAGGCUUGCAAACGAAAAUGAAAAUGCAAUAUUAUUGAAGAAUAAAGUAGAGAGUGGGAGGCAUAAGAAUGGGCUGUGUUUACUUGUGCAGUUUAGUGUUUCACAGACCCUUAGGUGAGAAGAUUAAGUCAUUCGUGUUCAAACGUCGCGUCAUGAACGUCCUAAUCCCACUGGCUUUGUCGGUAUUCUUGCUCAAUCAAAAUAAUGCUUGGUUUAUAAAUCACAAAAAUUCUGGAGGUAUCGAAAAAAGUAAUCUUAAAUCAAUAUGGGAUCUACUAUAUUUUGAUAAAGAAUUAUUGGAACGUAAUAUCCCUAAAGAUAUAUUAAAUAAAAAGAAGGUUAAAAGUUCCGACAUAUUUUCAUCUCUGAUGAAACGAACGCAAACUUCUCUAACUCCAUAUGAAAGUAUUGAUGUUAUGAGUGACUUGAAGCAGUUUUUUGAUAAUAUAAGUGCUAAUGUUAAGCAAAUGAAAGAAAACCAACAAUCCAAAUACAAUAUUCAACGGAAAUAUGAUACAUCUUACCCGGGAAAUUAUUUCCGAGGACGUAAACCAUCGGAUAAUGUGAGGAAUUUUGUGAGAAACGACGACGGGGAAUCAUACCGUGGUACGAAUAACCACGACCCGGGCAUUUUAUGGACUGGACUUGGAAAGAAAAAACGUCGCUAGUAAAUAUACAUGCCAAACUCAAUCAACAGUAUCUAUCAGUUUUCAUCAAUCUUUACUUGCGCCUAUCAUUGAUCCAACAAUGGACUCGGAUCUAUAUAAUUAGCUUGCUAUGCAUUAGUUAUGUUUGUUUUUAAUCCUCAAUUCACUACCUAUUUCAAAUAAAGAUGUCUUCACAACAUACGAAAAAAAUUCUCAUUUAUUUAUAAUAAACAUUGUAAAAAAAAAAAAAUAAAAAUAUUAUCAGCUUUAUAGGUCGAAAUAUAUAAUAUAUCUUUGCCUCGUAUUAUUUAAUAUUUACACGUACCUAUAUAACGAUUCACGACGUAUAGAACAAUACAUUUAUAUACACGACAAUCUCCCCCGAUGCAAAUUUAAAACGCCAGUGUUAUAAAUUAAUUCCAGAUCUAUAUAACUCUACAAGAGUUACUAACAAACUGUGAUGUGAUAUAUAAUAUAUUAUAAUUAUGUGUAUAUUACGACCAUGCUAGAUCGAGUUUCUUCGAACCGUUUACCGUUCCUCAAUAAAGUCAUACAUAAUAUAUUAUAAUGUUUAAUUGUUUAU
This is a messenger RNA of Metopolophium dirhodum (rose-grain aphid), 1312 nucleotides long. RefSeq lists its product as uncharacterized. Bases 151 to 750 code for a protein of 199 amino acids. The record is from RefSeq and is a predicted model, not a curated record. The transcript is spliced from 4 exons. Lineage: Eukaryota; Metazoa; Arthropoda; Insecta; Hemiptera; Aphididae.